Molecule: messenger RNA, 2763 nt
Organism: Solea solea (common sole)
Lineage: Eukaryota; Metazoa; Chordata; Actinopteri; Pleuronectiformes; Soleidae
Gene: hpse
Product: heparanase
Exons: 12
Coding region: 170-1813 (547 amino acids)
Cellular component (GO): extracellular matrix; membrane
Molecular function (GO): hydrolase activity, acting on glycosyl bonds
Source: RefSeq, a predicted model, not a curated record
AUUCAAACACAUGUUUUUAAUGCAGCGGUUCAGAUCAGACUCUGUUCCGGUGUGCCCGCGCCUCAAGCCCGCGCCUCAAGCCAGAGGACUAAGAAGAAGAAGUUUAUGAGUUAUUGAUUUAAUGAUUUAAUGAUGUUUCUUUAGACAGCGUGGAAGUUUUUUUUCAGUCAUGAAGCUCGUCCUGCUGCUCUGCCUCCUCUCUCCUCUCUGUGACGGAGUCCGCAUCCGAGGACUCGUCACGGACAACAACCUGACCAUCGUGCCCGGCUCUCUGACUCCGUCCGUGGGCGUGGAUGUGGAUUUAUCCGCAGUCAUCCACCGCGUGGACCCGCGGUUUCUGUCCGUCACCAUCGACGCCAGUCUGGCCUCAGAGGAGAAGUUCAUGUCCCUGCUGGGAUCUCCAAAGUUACGGACGUUGACUAAAGCUCUGACUCCAGCUUUUCUGAGGUUUGGUGGAACCAGACAGGACUUCAUGGUGUUCACGCCUCAGAAGCCUCAUCACUCAAACACCGCCUUCACCGCAGAUGAGUCAUGUGACAAACUGGAGCUGCCCUCAUGGUUGGAAGAGAAGCUGAAGGGGGAGUGGCCUGAGCAGCAGAUGGUGCUGAUGAGAGAGGACGUGCAGAGGAAAUACAGACGGGUCAAGUUCACAGAGUACACGGUCGACGUGCUGCACGCCUUCGCCAGCUGCUCCGGUUUGGAUCUGAUCUUCGGGCUGAACGCGCUGCUCAGAACUGCUCAGAACUCGUGGAACAGCAGCAACGCUCGCUCUCUGCUGCAGUACUGCGAGGCCAAACAGUAUCACAUGUCCUGGGAGCUGGGAAACGAACCAAAUAGCUUCGAGAAGAAAGCCGGGAUCCGCGUGGACGGAUUUCAGCUCGGACAAGACUUCACCGAACUCAGAGAGAUCAUGGCGCGAUCGAAACUUUACCACGACGCUGCGCUGUACGGGCCGGACGUGGGCCAACCGCGAGACCACAGGAUCGACAUCCUGGAGGGGUUCCUGCAGAGCGGAGGCGCGGCCGUUGACGCCUGCACCUGGCACCAUUACUACGUGAACGGCAGAGACACGUCUCUGGAGGACUUCAUCGAUCCUCAGAUUCUGGACUCGCUGGCCCUGAAGAUCAACGAAGUGCUGCAGAGAGUCCAGCAGACGUCUCCAGGGAAGGCGGUCUGGCUCGGGGAGACCAGCUCGGCGUACGGAGGAGGAGCGGCCGGACUGUCGGACACGUUUGUCGCAGGGUUUAUGUGGCUGGAUAAACUGGGCCUGGGCGCCAGGCUCGGCGUGGAUGUGGUGAUGCGGCAGGUGCUCGUCGGUUCUGGGAGUUACCACCUGGUUGACGAAAACCUGGAUCCACUUCCUGAUUACUGGCUGUCCGUUCUCUAUAAGCGACUCGUCGGCCCUGAGGUUUUGAAAAUUUCAGCGUGGUCAAAAUCUGGGCGGAGUCGGAGAGUGAGGCUGUACCUGCACUGCUCCAGCACAAACAGCUACAGACGCGGCGCCGUCACACUGAUGGCUCUGAACUUGAGUAAGAAGACGGCCAGGGUCUCGGUGCCAGCGAUCGUCUCCUCCAGCACAGUGGACGCUUUUGUCCUGCAGUCUGACCAGCCGGGGGAGGAGGGACUCUACUCCAGGUCUGUGACUCUGAAUGGAGUCGUGCUGAAGAUGACGGAUGAUAAAACUCUUCCCGACCUCACAGCGAAUCACCUUCCUCCGUCUGUUCACCUGCAGCUUCCUGCCUUCUCUCUGGCAUUCUUCGUCUUCACAGACGCUCAGGCUGCAGCCUGUCUUGACCCUGUCCCCCUCAGAUGACCUCAUGACCUCAGAGAUGUUCAUCACUGGACUAAAACACUGGUACUCAAAAGUAAAAUGGUUUGACUUUUUACCGUAAAAGACACUGUAGACAAUAUUGUUUUUUCUAGCUCUGUUCCACACAGACAGUGACAUGUGUGGCCUUAACCACGUUAGUUAGUAUGUUUGUUUUCAGUUUAACACUGUAAAAUGAUGCUGUACAUAGACUAUCAAAUGUUUACAGGUGUGUCAGUGUGACAUCAGUGACAUGGGUUCACAUUGAGUGACCUAAAAUGAAUAGGGUUAACAUUAAACCUCCUUUUAGGAGUGAAUCUGAAGUAACUCACAACACAGAGAUAGCUGUUAGCUUAGGGGGCCUGGGCGCAGAGUUAGCUUUUAGCUUAGAUAGCAAGGUUAGCUUAGGGCACAGUGACGUGUGAGCUCAAAGAGCAGUUAGUUGUUAGCUCAGGGUGUAGGCAAUCUUUAGUUAACUAUUAGCUCGGCUAAUUAAAUCAGAGGACAAAUACAGCUCUUAGAUCAGAGUUAGCUGUUAGCUCAAAGGAACAUAGUUGUUAACUCAGGGGCCUGGGUGUUAGCUUAGAUAGCAGUGUUAACUCAGGACACAGAGUCCGCUGUAAGCUCAGGUAGCAGAUUUAGCUGUUAGCUCAGGGAGAAGACGAUCUUUAGGUAACCAUUAGUUCAGCUCAAAGAAAGCUACGUUAGCUAUUAGCUGAAGCGUAUUAGCUCAGAGAGCAGAAUCAAAGAGUUAGAUGUUAACUCACAGAGUUAGCUGUUAGCUUAGAGGGUUAGUUGUUAGCUCAGAGAGCUAGCUUUUAGCUCAGUGUAGGCUGGUGAGUUCUUUUACAGAAAUGAAUCCUCUGGAGAAGAUGAACAAAGUACAUAAUGUUUUUAUUAAGACGUUGAGUACAUGACAUGUGUCAAUCUAAAUGAAUAAAGUGGUCAAAUCCAGA